Messenger RNA from Brassica oleracea var. oleracea, 598 nucleotides. Its product is annotated as root meristem growth factor 6-like. NCBI's taxonomy places the organism in Eukaryota, Viridiplantae, Streptophyta, Magnoliopsida, Brassicales, Brassicaceae. Bases 72 to 341 code for a protein of 89 amino acids. The transcript has a single exon. The record is from RefSeq and is a predicted model, not a curated record.
CUUACAUUUGAAACUAUAUUCGUCUUGCCACAUUAUAUAAGUAUUUAAGGAAAAAGAAGAAAAAGAGAGUCAUGUCUUGGUCUGUGAGGAGUGGAUUUGUGUUGGUGUUCUGUUUCAUUCUUCUGCUUUUGGCAUCCAAUGUUGGAUGUGCUAAUGCUCGUCGUCUAGGAUUUCACAAGCAUCAUCACAAGAUCCAAAAGGUUGCUUCUUCAGUACAAGACGUUGUCAAUGGUGGAGGAAGGAAGAGGGCUUUGGGUGGAGUAGAGACGGGGGGAGAAGUAGUGGUCAUGGAUUAUCCUCAGCCUCAUCGCAAGCCUCCCAUUCACAACGAGAAGGCUUAAAUUACUCCAUCUGUACCUCUCUCUAUACAUCAUAUGAUCACAAGACUGUUACAUGCAUAUGCAUUCACCAUGACAUUCUUGAACUAUAUUCAUUACCAACUUCUUUUAUUCUCGCUUCCUUCGUUCUAUAAAACAAACAAGCUGCACCUCUCCCUUAUAAAUAUACUGUAUUUCAUGUGGAAGUAGCUUUAGUAGUACGUAACGAACAUUCUUCUGUUUCAUUCUUCUGCUUAUAAUAUACUGUAUUUCAUGUGGAA